UCCGUAUUACAAUUUUGCCCAAGAUUAUCCGCCCCGGCACUUCAUUUUCACUUUCACGAGACACAACACAACAAAGACGGCUCAACACGAAGAAGCAGCAGCAGAAGUAGAAGUAGGGGAAGUGGACAGUACGACGUCGUGCAUCAAAGCCCUCUCUCGCCGCCGGAAACUUUCCGAACGUUAGUUCCGUCAUUGAGCACAAUGGAUACACAAUUGUCUAAUGCAUCAAAUCCACAACCUUCCGUGACUGCCAAUAUGGAAACUUCCAAUGUAAACUCCGUGCCAGCACAGGAUGGGCCUUCUAAGCUUUCCACGUGGGCUAAAAGUUUGAAAAUUCCUCAACCAUUCACGGGAUCUCAAGAGGAAGAGAAUUCAGGAAAUGCAGCAAAAUCCACCUUUGCUCGUUUUACUAGUGGGUUUGGAAUGCUUUCAUCUCCAAAGUCACCAACAGAUGAUAAUUCUGAAGGAACUUCAACCACUCCACAAUCUAGCUUUAUUGGGACAUUUACAAAAGGAUUAGUUGACUCUUCCAAGAAUGCAGUGAAAGCUGUAUCUGUCAAGGCUAGACAUGUUGUUUCACAGAACAAACGAAGAUACCAGGAAGGAGGGUUUGAUUUAGAUUUGACAUACAUUACUGAGAAUAUAAUUGCUAUGGGCUUUCCCGCUGGUGAUAUGAGCUCUGGAUUUUUUGGUUAUGUUGAGGGAUUCUAUCGAAACCAUAUGGAAGAAGUGAUUAAGUUCUUUGAGAGCCAUCACAAGGACAAAUACAAAGUAUACAAUCUUUGUUCUGAGAGAUUGUAUGAUGUAUCAUUAUUUGAGGGAAAGGUAGCUAGUUUCCCAUUUGAUGAUCACAAUUGUCCACCAAUUCAACUCAUAAUGUCAUUUUGUCAAAGUGCAUAUUCAUGGUUGAAAGAGGACAUUGAAAAUGUUGUGGUUGUGCACUGCAAGGCAGGAAUGGCAAGGACUGGCUUGAUGAUCUCAAGUCUUCUUCUGUACUUAAAGUUCUUUCCAACAGCAGAGGAAUCUAUUAACUAUUACAACCAGAAAAGGUGUAUGGAUGCAAAAGGCCUUGUUCUGCCAAGUCAGAUUAGGUAUGUCAAGUAUUUUGAACGUAUCUUAAUGUACUUCAAUGGAGAGAACCAGCCUGCUCGUAGGUGCAUGCUUCGGGGAUUCCGACUCCAUAGAUGCCCUUAUUGGAUAAGACCCUCGAUCACAAUCUCUGAUCAUAAUGGUGUGGUUUUUUCAACAAAGAAACAUCCUAGAACUAAGGAUCUUCUGCCUGAAGACUAUUGGUUUAGUGCACCAAAGAAAGGGGUAGUGGUUUUUGCUCUUCCUGGGGAGCCAGGUGUUGCAGAGUUAGCUGGGGAUUUCAAAGUCCAUUUUAACGACCGGCAGGGAGACUUUUACUGCUGGUUAAACACAACAAUGAUUGAGAACAGGAAAAUCCUGAACACGAGUGAUCUUGAUGGUUUUGACAAGAGAAAACUGCCAUCACCUGGUUUCCAAGUGGAAAUUGUGCUUGUCGACUAUGACACUGCUUUUCCAACAAGAUCUCAACCAGAAGUGGCUGUUAGUAGUAAAUCAACUGAUAAUUCAAGUACCAAUCCUGCCUCUGGGUCCAGUCCUCAUUCAGCUGAUGAGCCUGCAGAUGCAAACUCAAACCAAAAAUCAGGGAGCAGUGAGAAGGAUGAUGUAUUUUCGGAUAAUGAGGCCGAGGAAACUGAAAAGCCAAAAGUUGGGAAAGUUACGAUUGCUUCUGAAGGUGUACAAGCCAAAGUCUCUACUUCUGGGAAUAAUACUGGUUCACCUCAAAUCUCAAGUUUAACACAGAAGACGCAACAAGUAUCACUUGGAGAUUCAGGGCUUAAACAUAAUGAGCAGAAGAGGGAUACCACGGUAGGAGCAGCAUCAGUCCCAGAAGUCUCUAACACAGAAGUAAGUGAUUUCAAGAUCAUGGCUGCUGAUGCAUCCGUGUUUACAUUUGGAGAUGAAGAAGAUUACGAAAGUGAAUAAAAAGGCAUGGAAAUGCCAAUUUGUAAAAUGUGUACAUAAAUAGCUUGUGAGCGGCUGUUUAGGGUUCAUACCCCGCUUUCAUUCAGCAUUUCAAAUGUGUUCAUGGCUAAGUAUUCUUAUCAAUCUUGAGCUGGUCCUUGGGAUUGUUAAGGAGUUGCAGUUUGGUUAAUCUCUGUCAAAUCCAUCUUCAGUUAAAAAGCAUAUAUAACACUGUAAUUUUAUGAUUGUUUUCACUUUUCACUAGCAAAAUUUGGUGAUUCAUGUUUAGUAGAGUCAUUUCAGUGUGUGAAGGAAUUAUGAAAUUAUGUUGUUGCAGUGGUGGUGGCAUGAUGUUGAAUAAUUGCAAUCAUCCAAUGAAUGGACAUUUCAACUAUAGUAGUCAUUUUU
This is a messenger RNA of Ipomoea triloba (trilobed morning glory), 2400 nucleotides long. Its product is annotated as phosphatidylinositol 3,4,5-trisphosphate 3-phosphatase and protein-tyrosine-phosphatase PTEN2A-like. Gene Ontology annotation, molecular function: phosphatidylinositol-3,4,5-trisphosphate 3-phosphatase activity. The coding region runs from base 202 to 2013 and encodes 603 amino acids. Gene Ontology annotation, cellular component: cytosol. NCBI's taxonomy places the organism in Eukaryota, Viridiplantae, Streptophyta, Magnoliopsida, Solanales, Convolvulaceae. Gene Ontology annotation, biological process: dephosphorylation. The transcript has 13 exons. The record is from RefSeq and is a predicted model, not a curated record.